Lathyrus oleraceus (garden pea) is the source of this 1912-nucleotide messenger RNA. RefSeq lists its product as uncharacterized. The coding region runs from base 287 to 1753 and encodes 488 amino acids. NCBI's taxonomy places the organism in Eukaryota, Viridiplantae, Streptophyta, Magnoliopsida, Fabales, Fabaceae. The transcript has 5 exons. Gene Ontology annotation, cellular component: autophagosome; phagophore. The record is from RefSeq and is a predicted model, not a curated record. Gene Ontology annotation, biological process: response to stress.
AAAGUUUAUUAUGCACACAAAAAAAGUUGCUUACUUAAACCCUCACUCAGAUUCCAUUCCUCGUCUGCCACAAAACCCUUUCUCACCUUUCUCUCUGUUUUGCCGGAGACACCGAUCACCACCGUCUUUCUCUUGUUGAUUUCUCCGCUCAUAAUUCAACUCAAUUACAAACAUAUGGAUUUCCAGAAAAUUUGGCCAUAGUCUUUUGUAACGUUAAACCGCCGAUAUAUCCUUGAAUUACAUAGUUUUUGUAAAUUUGAGGAUUCUCAAUUCUAGUAAGUUCAAGAUGAGUUUAAAGGUUAAACGUACAAAUUGGGUGGGGAAUAUUUACCAGAAAUUUGAAGCAGUGUGUCAUGAGGUGGAUGGUAUUGUAGGCCAGGAUGCUGUUAAAUAUCUUGAGAAUCGGGUCCUGAAUGUUGGAGAUAAUAUGAAAAAGUUAUAUUCUGAUGUUGUACAUGAGCUACGACCUUUUCCUGCCUUGUCCGGUCCCGCUCCUACAAAAUAUGAAGCUCAUUCCGUUGCUUUAAAAAAUAGUAUUGGCUUAUCAUUUAAGUCGGUUUGUAGUGUUGAAGAUAAAGAUAAAAAUGAAAAUGGGGUUGAGGAAAACCCUGUAAAUAAUUUUAUUGAAUCAUUGCAGGAUUGUAAUGCAAUUGAUAUUGCCAAUGAUCAACUAGCUGGUCAUCCUGACAAACACGAACUUGUAAAUCAAGUAAAUAGCAAAACUCACACGGAUUCCUUGGAGGGGGAAGAUUCUUUCAUAACUCGAAAAGAGGUUAGUGAUGACUCUAGAGAAACUUCUGUGGGCGAAAAAGAAAACUUGCAAUCAAGCAUUGAAGAGACUGCCAUCAAGUCUGCAUCUGAGCUAGAUAAUUUGAUAUCUGAUAAAGAGACGGAACCCCUUGAAUUCUCAAUACAUAGUCAAUCCUGUUAUGGUUCUUCUGAUAGUGCAUCUGGAGUUUCGGUGGGAAUUAAGGAUACUAACAAAGUAAAUGUUGAACAAGACCCAUGUUUGAUUUUAGAAGAAAAUAAUAUGAAUUUAUCUAGUGCUGAAGUGGUGAAUGUCACAUCUGUUGGCAAGACAGAAUUAAGUAAAGCCUCCUUAUUCAACGAAUCAACUGAUGUAGAUAAGGGUGAUAAUGAUAUACUAGCUGAAGUUUCACCUGCUGUAUCGUCUGCAUCAUGCAAAAGGCCUAAUAUCACAGAGACAGGAACUUCAGACUUCAAAUGUUCUUUAGUUUCUGACAGUCCAUAUUCAGAAUCUUACAAAUGCAGUUCAGGUUAUGUUGCUUCGUGUAUUUCAGAUAGUUCCAUGGCACAUGCAUGCUGUGAGUCCUCCCAAAUAGCUGGCCAGGUCAAGGAAUCUGAUGAUGGAAUAAUUUCCUCUUGUCAUUGUCAUUCAAUGGAAUCAGAUGAUGAAUCACGUUCUAUUGAAUUAAGCUUGGAAGACAUUCAAUUGAAUAAUGAUACAAAGCUUGAAGAAAGCUGUGUAUUUGUGGCUGAUAGUGAACUGUAUGCAGUCGCAUACAGAAUCCAAAAGCUUAGAUCGUACAAGAAAAGAAUCCAGGAUGCAUUUGCUUCGAAGAAGAAGUUAGCAAAGGAGUACGAACAACUAGCAAUAUGGUAUGGAGAUGCUGAUAUGGAGCCAAGUCAAGAUAUACCACAAACUCGCGCCCUAUUUAGUUCCAGAACAUAUUCAAACUCAAGGGAUUUGCAAAUGCAGCAAGCUUCUGAAAUAGAGUGGGAGCUACUAUAAAUACAAUCAGGUGGCACGUGAUGUAAAUAAGGAACAAAUGCUAAGGCAUCAUUUAUUUGCACUUGUGCAUGUCAAAAGUGACUGUGCUUGCUGAAAUUAUAUUGUCUAGGUUUCCGUGAAUAACAUGCUAAAAUAAUAAACUAUUUGCUGUUUGAGUUA